AUGGAAGCAUUGGUGACGUUCCUCCUCACUGGAUCUCUGAUACAAGGUGUUUUUUGUGGCUACAAUAUCAAUCUGCCGAAGAAAGUAGAAGUUCUGAAAGGAUCCUGUGUUUUCAUCCCCUGCACAUUUGAUAUUGAUCAACAACUUAAAAAUUACCUCACUGAUAGUGCAAAGAGAAAGUGGUUUAAAGUCGGAAGAAGUACAGCUGUGUUUGACUCCAGCAGCCCCAACACUGGACUGUUAAAAGGAGAAAUAUUUGGCACCGCUACACAGAAAAACUGCACCACACGCUUCGAUAAUGUUGAUCAGAGUCAUGAAGGCUCAUAUUACUUCAGACUUGAAGCCAAUGGUGAAUUGCAAUAUAGCUACUCAGCUACACACUCCCGAGUUCAAAUUACCGUCUUAGGAUCUCCCCCCAGACCCACACUGAGCAUCUUUCCGGAUCAGCAGGAGACGACUGAGGGAAGUUCAGUGAGUCUGCGCUGCUCUACUAAGAUCUUCUGUCCAUCUCGUCCACCAUCUCUCACAUGGAGCUCAUCUCUCAUCGAGAGCAUCACAGGACAGCAGUACUACUCAUACAAAUAUUCCAAAUACUUAAAGUCACUUGUUUUGCACAAUGCUCCUAAAAACACAUCGGUGAGGAUAAAUCCAGCUGGUUUAGUUCUGGAGGGCCGUUCAGUGACUCUGAUCCGCAGCAGUGAUGCAACCCCAGUGGUGCACUACACCUGGUACAGAGACUCUGAAAGACCUCUGAAUCCAGUUCAGACCGGAUCAAACCUGACCAUCAACAACACCGACCCGACACACAGCGGACGAUAUUACUGUACAGCUGAGAACACACACGGCACACAGAACUCAUCAGUGCUACUGGACGUCCAGUAUGCUCCAAGAAACACAUCGUUGUCAGCGUUUACCUCCAGCUCAGUGAUGGAGGGCGAUCCAGUGACUCUGAUCUGCAGCAGUGAUGCAAACCCAGCAGAGCUCAACUACACCUGGUACACAGAGACGGGAUCUCAAUUUGAGCUCCUCCAGACUGGACAUAAUCACACCUACAUUGUGACAAACCCUACAUACGGUGCACGGUAUGGCUGUAAAGUUGCACCCAAAAUCUCCAGCUCUUGCAGCCGAAGCAGUGUAAUGGCAUGUGUCUGUGAGGCUCAUGGGAAUCCCUGCCCUACACUAGAGUGGCGUCUGUCCGGAUAUGUGCUCGCUAACUCUACAGAAACCUCCAUCAGUGAGGAGACGUUAGGAAGCACAGGAGUGAAGAGCGUCCUGAACAUCCAUCAGUCCCUCACAGACACGGACGUCCUACAGUGUUUCAGCACAAAAAACCACGGCAGCUGCAGCCAACAGUUUCAGGCCGCCCCACCGCCACAAGACACACGUUUCCAUCAUCCGUCGGUACUGCUCGGAGCUGCUGUCGGUGCGUCAGUGAUGAUGAUCGUGUGCAUCGUGAUGCUCUGCUAUGAACGAAGAAGGAAAGAAAAACCUUCAGAACCCAGACAAGACGACAGAUCUGGACUCAUUCUGACUCAAACAGCCGUUUCUCUGGAUAAUGACAGUGAGUUUGUUUAUGCCAAUAAAGGCAUGCGGUCAUCCACGGCACCGAGUGCACCUGAAUCUCUUCAUUAUUCCUCCAUCGACUUCACAAACGCUGACCCGCCGUCAGCAGAGAUCAGGGGCAUCGCCUCGCUGACCAGUGAAUACGCUGCGGUCCGACAGCGUCCUGCAGGAGCCGCAGACGCAGAGAACAACACCUCAACAUCUGAGACAGAGCCCAAAAAACCAGACAUGACAGCAAAGAUCCCGGACACGUCCUCACCGGCAUCAGAAGACGUGAUUUAUGAAAACAUAUGA
Molecule: messenger RNA, 1857 nt
Organism: Sinocyclocheilus grahami
Lineage: Eukaryota; Metazoa; Chordata; Actinopteri; Cypriniformes; Cyprinidae
Product: Schwann cell myelin protein-like
Exons: 9
Coding region: 1-1857 (618 amino acids)
Source: RefSeq, a predicted model, not a curated record